AAGGCGAAUAAUUACACCAAUCAGAUUUAGUGUGAACUUAAUUAGAACGGUAUCCACAGCUACAACUCAAGGAACCACCAUAGGGAGUACUAGUACACCACAUAGAAAGUCACGUUACAUAAAAACACCAAACAUGUCACAUUCUCGUCAUACUAGUGUCACCGACAUGCAACAAGAUAUGUAUUUCGGUACAGAAGUAGUCAACAGAGUUCUGUUUCUACGUGAAGAUACUGAAUUUAUAACUCAAUCUUUAUUUCAUCCCUCCACUAGAUUCAUAUUUUAUCAUGAUCAAAAGCCAUUGAUUCAUAAGAAUUUCACCAACAAAUUGACAAUUUUAACUAAUGGAUCAAAGCAAUUGUCGAUUGAUUCCAUGGGGAAAGGCAAAAUCGGAUUCACCGGCGAACAUGCAGUUGUUGAAUCUGGAUUAUUGGAUUCGGUUGACAAUUGGAAAUCAGUUUUGACAACUUGGAAUUCUGACAAUAAAACCCAAGCUCUGGAUUUAAGAGCCAGCAAUAAACCGGUGUUUUUGUUCUUGGGUUUGUUAGAUGAAAGUGUUGGAUUGGAUUUGCAUACUUUGAAAUUUGAUGAUUCAGAUCAGGAAAAAUUUUUGGACCAUCAAGGUAGAUACCAAGGUAUUGCUUAUUAUGCCGUUGAUUUAACCAAUUCUCCAGAAUUAACUAAUUCCAUUGUUACUUUUGUUAAUGAUUAUAUAAAUCAUCAUUAUACCAAGGGUGUUGUGAACACCCCUGAGGAAAAUGGUGUAUUUUUCACUCAUUCAAGAAAGCAUUACCUUGGAUUUGAAAACAGAGAGGCAUCAUUGUUCUCUCAAGGUGCUAUGUUUUUCAGUUGGUUAGACAAGAACAAGUUUUGUCCUGGGUGUGGACAUCCAGUUAUUCCAAUCCAUGCUGGAGGUAAACUUUAUUGUACCAAUACUGGUACAGAAAAGGAUGCUGAAGGUCAAGACAAGUUUACAUGUUCUGUUAAGUCGGCACCAGUUGCCAAUGUAUCAUUCCCAAGAACAGAUAUGGUCAUAAUAACCACCAUAGCUAAUCGUGAUAGCACAAAAAUUUUGCUUCUGCUUUCUAAAAGGUAUGCAUUUUCUAAAAUGUAUUCAUGUACUGCUGGGUUCAUGGAACCGCUGGAAACAGUUGAAGUUGCUACUAAACGAGAAAUUUGGGAAGAAACUGGGGUCAAUUGUAGUGAAAUCAAUAUUAUCAUGACCCAGCCAUGGCCAUUCCCUUCUAAUUUAAUGAUUGGAUGUAUGGGUAUUGUCGAUUUCAAUGGUGAAAAUGAACAAAUUCAUUUGGGUCAUGAUAACGAAUUAAGUGAUGCCAGAUGGUUUGAUAUUGACUUUGUGAGACAAUUGGUAUAUCCUAGUAAAGAUGAAGAUGAAGAUUUUAACCCAGAGGGAAUCAUGUUACCUAUGCCUGAAUCAAUUGCAUUCCAAUUAAUUAAAUUGGUGGUUGAUGAAGCAACAAAUAAGCACAAAUUGUAAUUUAUAUUUGAUUUAUAGACAUUCUAUGUUAUUAUCUGUAUGUUAGGUAGAUCUCUUAGGUAUAUAUAAUACUUAUACAGUAAGUUGUUUUUCUAUAUAGUAAGUAUAAUUUGUUCUGUAAGUAGAGUCCAAUUGAAUAUGCAAGG
Spathaspora passalidarum NRRL Y-27907 is the source of this 1641-nucleotide messenger RNA. RefSeq names its product NAD(+) diphosphatase. Gene Ontology annotation, molecular function: NADH pyrophosphatase activity; metal ion binding. The record is from RefSeq and is a predicted model, not a curated record. Gene Ontology annotation, biological process: NADP+ catabolic process; NAD+ catabolic process. Gene Ontology annotation, cellular component: cytosol. Bases 134 to 1495 code for a protein of 453 amino acids. The transcript has a single exon. NCBI's taxonomy places the organism in Eukaryota, Fungi, Ascomycota, Pichiomycetes, Serinales, Debaryomycetaceae.